AUGGCUAGCUCUCUGCAACGUCUGGCGAGCCACUCUCGCGUAGCCUACCGAUUUACCAUCACUCCAUUUUCGAGAGCAUUCUCUACAGAAGACGCGUUGGUCGAAAUUAAACCCGGCGAGGUCGGCUUGGUAUCUGGUAUUCCCGAAGAACACCUUCGCCGAAAGGUUUUGAUUUAUUCCCCUGCUCGAACUGCUAGCCAACAAGGAUCAGGAAAGGUUGGGAGGUGGAAAAUCAAUUUCAUGUCCACGCAGAAAUGGGAAAAUCCUGAAGAAGCAGCAAUAGCAUUUGCCAAAAAGCAUGGUUGGGAUUACAAGGUUAAGAAGCGCCAAACACCACUAUUGAAGGCCAAGUCAUACGCAGACAACUUCAAAUGGAAGGGUCCACCCAAGGAGAACUGA
Fraxinus pennsylvanica is the source of this 399-nucleotide messenger RNA. The record is from the annotation of a GenBank genome assembly. NCBI's taxonomy places the organism in Eukaryota, Viridiplantae, Streptophyta, Magnoliopsida, Lamiales, Oleaceae.